GCACACGGUCACACUGAGUCUCGCGUUCAUUCCAAUUUGUUAUUUUUUUAGGUUUACUGUCAUUUUAUUUAAGUUAACCGAAGCGCACAAAUCAGUUUUAAGUUAAAAUGAACGCCCUGACCCGCUGCGCCUUUCUGCUGCUCACUCUGGCCAUUUGCGGCAGCUGGGCCAUCAGGUGCUACCAGUGCUCCUCGGACCAGGAUCGCAAAGGACACGACAGUUGCGGUGCCUAUAAGAGGUUUAACCGAACGGAACACAUCGCCAUCGAAUGCAACAGCGACGAGAGCCACAUGCCAGGAUCCUUCUGCAUAAAGGUCGUUCAGCAGGGUCCUCGAGGAUUCAUUUGGGACGGUCGGUGGCGUCAAGUUAUUCGGCGCUGUGCCUCCGUUUCCGACACCGGAGUGACUGGCGCCUGCAACUGGGGCGUCUACGAGAAUGGCGUCUACUGGGAGGAGUGCUACUGCUCCAACGACAGCUGUAAUGGCUCCAGCCUCAAGCAAGUCCACGGAUCCGUGCAGCUACUACUGGGAUUCCUGCUUAUUGGCGCUGCCUCAAGGAUCGUGAGAAGUUAAUGGAGAAACUAUACUGAAUCUCCCCCACCAAAAAAGACAAAAAGUGCCUUUUCACCUCUCCCUUUCUAUUAGUUUCUAAGCUGAGAAUGACUUUUGAUACUGAAGAAGAAUCACAUUCCGUCCACUUUUCUGUGCCUUAAGUUAAGUCAAAAAGUUAUACACAAGUGUAAAUGUUAAGCUAGAUAGUGACGGCUGACAGCAUAAAGUUAAAAUAUUGUAAAAGCGAAAAGUAAUUUUUUCCUUCAAUCAUUAAGUCAAGGUUUAAAUAUGUUAGUUUUCUUAAAAGAAUUAUCUAUCCUUCGAAUGAACUAUGUACACAAACUAGAGUACAUAUACAAAUUUGCUCAUAGUAUAAAUUUCCUUUUUGCAGUAAAAUUUGCGACAUGAAGGACAGCUGUAGACGCUAACACGACAAAAAAAGAUGUAUCAAAAGUUGUUAAACCUAAAUUGUGUAGGAUUACUUUUCGCUUUUAUAUUGUAUCAAAUAUUGUCGAACCCACAUAUCCUUAAACCAGAAUCUUGUACACAUCGAAUCUCGAAUAAUCCAUCCGCAAUCGAAAUAUACACACAAACAUACAAAGUAAA
This is a messenger RNA of Drosophila ficusphila, 1157 nucleotides long. RefSeq lists its product as uncharacterized. Bases 108 to 572 code for a protein of 154 amino acids. The record is from RefSeq and is a predicted model, not a curated record. The transcript has 3 exons. Gene Ontology annotation, biological process: positive regulation of voltage-gated potassium channel activity; sleep; regulation of synaptic transmission, cholinergic. Lineage: Eukaryota; Metazoa; Arthropoda; Insecta; Diptera; Drosophilidae.